Messenger RNA from Trichosporon asahii var. asahii CBS 2479, 828 nucleotides. RefSeq lists its product as uncharacterized. The coding region runs from base 1 to 828 and encodes 275 amino acids. The record is from RefSeq and is a predicted model, not a curated record. Lineage: Eukaryota; Fungi; Basidiomycota; Tremellomycetes; Trichosporonales; Trichosporonaceae. The transcript has 3 exons.
AUGGGCAACCAGCGAAGUCCGGCGGCAACGGAAUCAAAUGAUAACAACAGACGAGCUGGUCUCGACGAGAUUUCAGCAGCGAGCGGCGAGCAGUUGACAUCAUCGACUCCAGCAACGGCAAUGACCAACGUCCUGUCCUUUGACAAGGGUGCCUGGGACGACCGCGAGCUUAUCAACGCAUACGAUGCGUCGCUGCUAGAGUUCCACGCGACUGCGGCCCUGGCAAAGGGCCAGCCAUUGCCAGGUGCAACGGCGUAUGGAUCCUCAUGGUAUACGGCUUCGAAACCGCCAGAGAAGGAAACCCGCAUCAAGAAGCGGAAGAAGAACCCGUAUGCGAAUGGAAGCGAAGCGUCACCCGCGCCAAACCCUUACUCCACAUCUGCUUCUGCGUCGACGUCAACGCCGCAAGUUGAGCGCGCCUCGUCGCCGACGUACCACCCCGCGUCGCCCGAGCCUGUUGACAAAGCGAUCGAGGCGGACGAUGAGGAACCCGUAGUCGCCGCAGAUGACGACGAGGAAGGCGAGGACGAGGGCGGCUACGACGAGCAGGAAUGGCCCGGAUACGAGGGCGCAGAGCAGGAGUGGGAAGCGCCCGAGUCUGCCGUUACUGCACCGCAGACCGAGGCGCCGUCCGCUGACGCUGGACUCGCCUACCCUCCUCCGAGAGGACACUGGGACGCUUCGCCCGUGUCGCGCGAAACGGCACUGGGCUACGCGCUGAAUGCGCAGUACUGGGCAGGAUACUGGAUGGGCGUGGCGCGGUACGCUCCCGCCGAAGGUGCUGAGGGCGAGCCGGCAGCGAAGAAGCAGAAGCCCCUGCGUCGAUGA